AUGACAGGAACCAAACCUACAAGCAUUUCUACCACAUCAACCUUUGUUGUUGACCAAAAACUUGCAAAUAUAAAGCAUCCAUUUGAUGUAGAAGCAGAUGAAACACUUGGUGCUUCCGAGAAAAAAGAGCAAACUAGAUUUUAUGAAGUAACAGUUAAUGACGAAGGCGAACUUUUUAUCAGUUCAGAAGUUUUGGUGAACAAAAACAACAAAGGCAGCAUCGUUGGUGGCACCUGCAACGUACGCGAUGGUCGAAAUUGGGUUCGUCAGAUUGUGGACAAAGAGCACUUGUAUGCUGUAGUUAGAAAAAGAGCAGUGCACAAGAAAACGAUGGAAAUCCAAUUUUAA
Molecule: messenger RNA, 348 nt
Organism: Paramuricea clavata
Lineage: Eukaryota; Metazoa; Cnidaria; Anthozoa; Malacalcyonacea; Plexauridae
Source: the annotation of a GenBank genome assembly